GAGGCAGCGCUGCCCUCUGCACGCCGCUCCUGCCAGCGUACAACCAGGCGGAUGUACCGAUGGCUCGUACUGUAUUUCUGGUGACUUUCACGUGAUGUUAUUGUGUGUUGCGGGCUGUCUGCCAACCUCUCGCCUUCCACCCGGCCGUGUGCAUGAGCGGACUGGCUGGAGGUAGAUGUGUGACAGCAGCAGAUCCAUGCGCGCCGGUUUGGUGCAGGCGGCGAAGGCGCUCUGAAAACCUCCAUCUCUGCCCGAGAGAGUCGACUGGAGCUGUCUGGCUGGUGCCGCUGCACUACUAUGACUCUGAGCUCAUGAAGAUUUUGUAAAGGAAAAAAGAAAAUCCAUUCCCGUUAAAGCCCACUUGUUUUCUCAAUGGCUUCCCGCAGCCAAGGCUUCUUCCACCAUCAUCAUCACCACCAUCACCACCACCAUCGCAACUCCAUGGUGCCUGCGACGGUACCGAGGCUGCUGCCCGAAAAUGGCAGCCUGCUGGGAGGCAUCGCACAAAUCACCCCCAACCUCUUCCUCAGCAGAGGAAACGUGGCUUCCAACCGCAGCCUGCUGCUAUCUAAAGGCAUCACCUGUGUGGUCAACGCCACCAUUGAGCUCCCCAACUUUAACUGGCCUCACAUGGAGUAUGUAAAGGUCCCACUGGCGGAUAUGCCCCACUCCCCCAUCUCCUUGUACUUCGACAGCGUGGCCGAUAAGAUCCACAGUGUGGGACGUAAGCGAGGGGCAGUGUUGGUGCACUGUGCAGCGGGAGUGAGCCGCUCCGCUUCUCUGUGUCUGGCGUAUCUCAUGAAGUACCACCGUGUGUCUCUGGCCGAGGCCCAUGCCUGGGUCAAAGCCCGCCGCCCCGUCAUUAGGCCCAAUGGUGGCUUCUGGCGCCAGCUAAUCGAGUACGAGAGGAAGCUGUUCGGCAGAAACUCUGUUAAGAUGGUGCAGACGCCCUACGGGGUCAUACCUGAUGUUUAUGAGAGGGACCGCAGGAGCCUCGCUCCAUACUGGGGCCUGUGAGAGAGGCGGUGCCGACUGUUCAGUGGGGGAUCGAGGAGGAAAGUGAAGCCCUUUUGCCCUUCUGGACUGGAGGUUCCUACCUGCUCUGGACAGAGGAAGAGAAAAUGCACAAGUGUGCGUGUGUGUGAAGCUUAAUUAAUGAGUGAUGGUGCUUUUGGACAGAGGGAGUUCAAUCAAACACUGGCCGUUGAUGGUGCUGCUGUUGAUCCAACCAGUUUUCUCCAGUUAAGUCUUUAAGUGGGAGAAAGGGGACUUAAAGCCCAGAAUCAUUCGGACCAGAGGAUUGGAUGGGACCACAAUGAUGUCAGACACCAAAACAAGAUAAAACUUUGAGUUGAAGUCAGUGCCGUCCUUCUCCGGGUCUGUCUUUCCAGCUCCAGAGGAUGAUAGAGGUGUUCAAACUCUGACAGUGAUGUGACUGAAGUUCUUUUCCUGACGUGGUGUCAUGUGGUGGUAUUGUGCCAGUUUUGCAGUAAUCCUUAGUGUGAAGGGCAGCAGCAUGCUCUUAAUUUAUGGUAGCAUUAAAGAUAAGUGUACAGAAAAAAAUAUAGGCAAAUUAUUCUAUUGGAAUGUAAUGAUAGUGAGGAAAAAAAAAAGCUUAUGGUGCACUUUAACUGAAUGAGAAUCAAAGAUGUUAUAUCAACCUUUUUAAGGUGAAAUUUGAAAAGAUGUAAGCUAGGAGUCGAGGUUUAGGGAAAGCUCCUGUGUAACACAGGGUUGACUGUUCCAUCCUGUGACCACACUAUGUUAUUGUAGUGCUAUUUGAUGCUAUAUUAAAGAAAAUAUCUGCUGCCUCAAUAGAAGUGGUAGCUCUGUGAA
Molecule: messenger RNA, 1836 nt
Organism: Oreochromis aureus
Lineage: Eukaryota; Metazoa; Chordata; Actinopteri; Cichliformes; Cichlidae
Gene: dusp14
Product: dual specificity phosphatase 14
Exons: 2
Coding region: 373-1017 (214 amino acids)
Biological process (GO): protein dephosphorylation
Cellular component (GO): cytoplasm
Molecular function (GO): MAP kinase tyrosine/serine/threonine phosphatase activity
Source: RefSeq, a predicted model, not a curated record